AGCCCUUUAGUCUCUUACAGGGGUACAUAGGUUUACUCAAAGCAUUACAAACCAUGACACCAUCUGCUAAGCACGUAUCCUACACGACCCAAUGAUACGCUGCCAAGGUGCUAAAGUUAAGUACCCUCGACGCCAAUGGCGCUUGGUAUUUCCCGUUAACUGGGUCGCUCAAAUCUGGUAGUAUCCACUUUUUCAUCAUCUCAUCUCAGAGUCUCGGACACAGAGAGCUACCAAAACUCUCCAACAAAACAAUCCCAAACCCCCAAAAUAACUUAAAACCAAAAUAGAACAGUCAUAGAAAAAGAUCAAAGCCUAAGCAAAGCCACUUCGAAUAGAAAGAAAAGACAUGGAAGCGCCACCGUCCACUUCUCCAACAUCGCCACCACCUGCUCCUCCUCCUCCGUCAUCGUCGUCGUCAUCAUCAUCAUCAUCGUACACGCUAUUUAUAACGAUUAUGAGCAAAAGGAGAACAUGGGUAUUUCUGUUUGUGCUAGUUUACGCCAUCCUUUUAGCUUCUUUGUGGAAUUCCCUCAAAUCGAUACUUUCUUGGUACAAACACCAAGCCCAACCCUCUUCUUCUGGUUGGCCUGCCCUCUAUGCAUCUGUUCUUCUCGGUGCAGUUUUUGGGCUGCUCUCCAUGGUUGCAGCUCUGGCUGUGGCUGUGCCAGCCACUUUGGUCACCUGGAUCACCGUUGUGGUUUUGCUUGCUUUCUUUGGGAAACCAAAGAGGACCUUGGUGCUGGAAGGAAGGAAAAUUACUAGAGAGAUCGUUGGGUUUGUGUUCAAGAUUUUGUUAAAGGAAGGGAACCUUGUAGCUGCUGUUUGUGCCGUUUUGGGUUACUUUGCACUUAUCAGGAAGAAUUCUGGGUAGAUAUUUUUCCAGUGUUUGCAUUAUGCAAUACAUAUUGGUGGUAUGGCAUGCGAUUAUUUUCAAUUCAAAUCCUACAACAUGCAUUGGUUCUUGAAUUGCUAAAAAUCGUAUCUAUGUUAAAUCUUACCACUUUCAUUAAUUUAUCAACAUACUUGAGUUUUUGGAAACAUUAGUGAAGUUAACUGCAAUCUUUGGAAUGAUUGCGAGUAUUUGGAAUAGGCCAGGGUCCCUUGCGUUUCCCAAUACCCAUGCUUUAUUAAAGCCGUGUCAGGGUGUGGAAAUGUGAGUUUGGUCCCCCUUCAACUGCAUCAUUUUGCCAUUUAUCAAGUUCUUGGAGAAAACUAUCUUAGUGAUUCUGUAUAUUUCGUGUGACAGAUAGCUACCCCAACCCUAAGCCACUUGUAGAACAGACAAUGCUUUUAUUGCCUUCUCGACAGAAACCGAAUUAGCCCGAUAAAUAUUAGAAUACAAGUAUAGGGUAAGAUCCUUUGAAUAUAUGGAAAAACAUAGAAAAAGUUCAGCAUACUUGUGACGAGUAUAUAUCCGUCUAGUAAAAUAGAUUGUUUCUUUCUGCUAAUCAACAUUGAUGUUGUUAAAGAUGGCUGAAAGCUAUACCCUCUGACUCAUGGUCCAUGUGGUUUCCCAACGUGUACUACAUCGAAUGGAAGGGAUAGUAAGAAAUGCAACACGAGAUGUAGCAGUUAGAUGAGCAACACGGUGGAGCAAAGAUCGCUGCAAGCAUGGACAACACAGGCAAGCCAAGUACAGGUGACAGCAUCAUCAUGGGAGCUAUACGUUGCUAUGGUGUUGCAGUUGACAAACAUAUGGCACAUACUUAGUAUGAUUGCUGCACUUGCAUCAACGUUAAUGUCACUAUGUUGAGACUUGAACUGUCGUAUUUGGAACACCCUCCAAAUGAAAUUGGUCUUGUGUCGAGAGAGUUGUGGCCGCAGGUUGGUCCAAGGCCUAAGGGCUAUCCAUGUUAAUCGCCCCACAGUACAUGAUCAAGAUUGUUAUAUGAACACAAAUAAGCCAUCAGCUUUUUCUGGUAACAGGGUUCAUAAUUUUGGCAAGGUUACCAUUAGAUACUCGACAUCUUCCUAGGAUUCUAGUCCUUGUCUGCUACCGUAUUUAUUGGAAGUGGUCUCAUUCUGACCAUCUUCCAAGAAAUUGCUGUCAAAAGGUCUGAUGAGGCAGUAAUUCUGUUGAAAAAGGACUAAUUAUGUAAUUAACCUCUCAAUUAAGACUUUUUUUUUCA
Gossypium raimondii (Peruvian cotton) is the source of this 2129-nucleotide messenger RNA. RefSeq lists its product as uncharacterized. The coding region runs from base 347 to 871 and encodes 174 amino acids. The transcript has 2 exons. The record is from RefSeq and is a predicted model, not a curated record. Lineage: Eukaryota; Viridiplantae; Streptophyta; Magnoliopsida; Malvales; Malvaceae.